UCAGAGCCGCGCUUCCGCAUCCCUCCUUGCGGAACGUCCUCCGCACCUCCCAGCCAAUCCUACCGCUUGGCAGUGCUCGCCGACCCUGGGGUGUUGCUUCAUCUUGACUCACAAGUCCUGAUUCCUGGUCUCUGCCUUCGUGACCUGCCCCGAUCCCUCUUCGCGGUUCUGUUCCUCCCUAUGUCCCGCCUGACCCUGGCUGCGACUGCCCUCGGUCUCAUUCCUUCCCAGCCCUGUCCCAACCCGGGAACACCUGUGCCCCGCCCAAGCCUCGUCCCCCAAAGCCUGUCCUGAACUUCUCCAUCAACUCCUCUCUAGAGCACCCCGUCCAAGUUCCCCGUGCCCCGUACUUGUGGUGUCUCACUGUGACCUGCCCCAUUUUCCUUUUUUGGACCAUACCUGUAAUGUCAUUGGUGGAGGGAGCUCUCGCUCAGGACCUUGCUCUUCCAGUGCAGAGCUGCGAGUUCUCAGCGAUUUCUAAUCUUAGUUACCCAGAGUCGAGCAGCCCAUAUGUAUGGGGGCAGGAUUUGGAUCCUGGUGUCUGCUAACCCUGCUUCUUCUGACCCAGCCUCUAAUACGAUGGCUAAUGAUCUUGGGAUUGGUUUCUGUUGUAAACCUGUGAUAAAUAUCAGAUUGCCAGAUGUCAGUGAGUGGGAUGAGACCACCUGCCCACAACUUGUUUGCCAGCAUCCACAUUGUUGGGCAACAGUCCAAAGGCUUCAGAGGGGCCAUCCUCGAAUUCUUCAACCAGUUUCCAGAGCUCCCAAGAAAAGUGAAGAUGGAUUGCCAACUCUCAAGAUAGUAGACUUAUCUUUACCUGAUUCUUCCAUUUUGGCCAAGAGAAUCACUGAUUCAUCCCAGUUCUUCAAGCAUCCUACUUCUUUAAUGGGAGACUCUAAAUUUGACUCGGAUUUCCAAAGCAGUUUGGAAGGACCACAUUUUUUAGGAUUCAAAUCCUUUAGAGACUUCCGUGGUCAGGGUUUUGCCCAGAAGCCUCGAAAACCUGUCAAACUCCCAGUGCUGAAUUUGAAUGCAACACAUCUUCCAAAAUAUCCAGAUGGUGGGAAUUUAGUUAUGGUAUGGAUCCCAGAUGAACAAGGGAAACACAAGAAACCUGACCAGAAUCAAAGGACAAAUUUGCUUAGAAUGAGCCCAGAUAAGAAGUCAUUUAUACCCUUGAAGAUCAGCAAAAUUAUACCAUGCCAGGAGUGGAGCAGCAGAAGAGCAGCUCAGAAGAAAAAGAAAUCAACACAUGUCCCUACUGGCGGGCAGCCCUGUUCUGCCCAGUUGAUGCAUCGAUGGCUAAAGGUGCCCCCACCAUCUCCAGUCACUCCACCUUCAUACUUGGAAUCUUUGCCUUCCUGGACCUUCACAGUCCCCAAGCAUUCAUUAAUAAGCUCUUUGUCUGAUGAAGAGAGAACAAUUUUGAGGAUGGACCAACUGGACAUAAUAAGUGAAGAGAGCCUUUUUCGGAAAGGGCAUCAAUUUAGAUUGUCCAAGACAAAGAUGAUUUUGGCUGUGCACAGAAUAAAACUUCAGAGUCCAGUGUUGAGAUAUCCAGCAAAUAUAAGAGAAUUACAUUCCAGAAUGCCCAAAGCAACUCCUAAGCUGAAGAGAAAAGGUCCCAAGAUUACAGCAAAGGAAACUGACAAAAUUGACAGAAAACCAAGUCUUUCAAAGAGUGAGAUAUUACAACCCUCAGAGAUGGAGCUCAAAGAGGAAUCAAAGAAGAGCAAGGAGCUUUUGGAGUUACAUCGAGUUUCCUUCAGUGACAUCUUCCUGCCUCAAAAAGACAGUUUCAUCUCAUUAAGUGAGGACAGCAUUACUGAGCAGACACAACUGUAUGAGCUUGAAGCCCAGGAAGUGGAACCAAAGGAAACUUCUAAAUCUUUCUUGGCCAUGCAUGAAAAUUUGAAGGAGGAAUCUCCACACCCCAUCCAGAUUCCUCAGACUUCUGACGAGCAAGAGGAAGAGCUGCUCACCCCACCAUCUAGCCGAGAGUGAGAAUAGGAUAUUGAAGAUGUCAGUUAUAC
Molecule: messenger RNA, 2033 nt
Organism: Dromiciops gliroides (monito del monte)
Lineage: Eukaryota; Metazoa; Chordata; Mammalia; Microbiotheria; Microbiotheriidae
Gene: C2H9orf43
Product: chromosome 2 C9orf43 homolog
Exons: 12
Coding region: 511-2004 (497 amino acids)
Source: RefSeq, a predicted model, not a curated record